AUGCCAACCACAAUGCCCAUAGCAACGCUCCUGGGUACCACAGUCGCCAUGCCAACCACAAUGCCCAUAGCAACGCUUCUGGGUACCACGGUCGCCAUGCCAACCACAAUGCACAUACAACGCUUCUGGGUACCACAGUCGCCAUGCCAACCGCGAUGCCCACAGCCCCACCAGCGGGUCCCGGCCCCCCCCGCCUCCGCCGCGCCGCCUCCUUCCCCCCCCCGCCCUUGCAAAGAGACCUUCAACGUGUUCUACCACGAGGCCGACGCCGACACGGCCACGGCGCUGUCGCCGCCGUGGAUGGAGAACCCUUACGUGAAGGUGGACACGGUGGCGGCCGAGCACCUCACCCGGCCCGAGCCCGACGGGCGCCGCCGCUCGGGACCCCUCAACCGCAAGACGCUGCGGCUGGGCCCGCUCAGCCGCGCCGGCUUCUACGUGGCGUUCCAGGACGUGGGGGCGUGCAUGGCGCUGCUCGCCGUGCGCCUCUACUUCCAGCGCUGCCCCGGCGCCACGGCGCUGCUGGCGCGCUUCCCGGCCACCGUGCCGCGGGAGCUGGUGGCGCCGGUGCCGGGGCGCUGCGUGGCCGGGGCCGUGCCCGCCGGCCCCGGGGCGCCCGUCAUGUACUGCCGGGAGGACGGGCGCUGGGCUGAGCCCCCCGCCCAGGGCUGCGUGUGCGCGCCCGGCGCCGAGCCCGACGGAGGGGCUGGAUGCAGGCCCUGCCCCCCCGAGGCUUCAAGGCGGAGGCGGGGGGCCGGUGCGAGCCCUGCCCCCCUCGAGCCAGGCCCCGGCCCCCGGCGCCGCCGCCUGCCCUGCACCCGGCCACUACCGGGCCCCCGCGAGGCGCCCCCGUCGGCGCCCCGCGGGCUGCAGGCGCGGGUGAACGGCUCCGCGGCGCUGCUGCGCUGGAGCAGCCCCCGGGACGGGGCGGAGCGCUCGGACCUCACGUUCGCCGUCGGGUGCCGGGAGUGCCCGGAGCGGGGCGCGGCGGGGCCGUGCGGGCCCUGCUCCCGCCUCAGCUUCGCGCCCGCGGCCGCGGGGCUGCGCGCUCCCGCCGUCACCGUCAGCGGCCUCCGCCCGCGCCUCACCUACAGCUUCAGCGUCAGCGCCACCAGCGGCGUGAGCGCGCUCAGCGCGCGCCCUCCCGCCAGCGCCGCCGUCAACGUCACCUGCUGCGGCGGGGUGCCGCUGCCGGUGUUCGAUGUGGUGCGGGUCGGGGGGUCCCCCACCGGGGUGACGCUGUCAUGGCCGACACCCCCCCCACCCCCCCCGGGGGGGCACGUCCUCGACUACGAGGUCAAGUACUACGAGAAGGUGGGGGGGGGCGAGGGCCCCCCCAUGUUCCUGAAGGUGCUGUCGCCGCGGGCGGAGCUGGGGGGGCUGCGCCGGGGGGGGCUCUAUGGGGUGCGGGUCCGAGCCCGCUCCGAGGCCGGGUACGGGGACUUCGGGCCCGAGACAGCCGUGAGCACCCAGAGCACUGAGGAGGCCCGCUCGGAGCAGGGGGGGCUGGUGGCCGGAGCCGCGGCGCUGGGGGGGCUCCUGGUGCUGGCGCUGCUGGCGGGGACCCUGCUCUGCCUCAGGCGCCGCAGGCACCGGCACAAGGAGGACACGGAGCGACCCACGGGGCAUGGGGGGAAGGUCUACAUCGACCCACUGACGUACGAGGACCCGGGGCUGGCGCUGAGGGACUUCGCGCAGGAGAUCGAUGUCACCUGCGUCAAGAUCGAGGAGGUCAUCGGGGCAGGGGAGUUCGGGGAGGUGUGCCGGGGCCGGCUGGCGCUGCCGGGGCUGCCCGAGGUGCCGGUGGCGGUGAAGACGCUGAAGGGGGGCGCGGGCGAGCGGCAGCGCCGGGACUUCCUGGGCGAGGCGGCGCGGAUGGGGCAGUUCACGCACCCCAACGUGGUGCAGCUGCGCGGGGUGGUCACCGCCACCACCCCCACCAUGAUCCUCACCGAGUACAUGGAGAACGGCGCCCUCGACGCCUUCCUCAGGGGCCGCGCGGGGGCGCUGGGCACGCUGCAGCUGGUGGCGAUGCUGCGCGGCAUCGCGGCGGGGAUGCGGUACCUGGCCGAGAGCGGGUUCGUGCACCGGGACUUGGCCGCGCGCAACAUCCUGGUGGACGCGCAGCUCGUCUGCAAGGUCUCGGACUUCGGCCUCUCCCGCGCCCUGGACGAGGAGAGCUCGGCCGAUCCCACCUACACCAGCUCCCUGGGCGGGAAGAUCCCGAUCCGGUGGACGGCUCCGGAGGCCAUCGCGUUCCGUAAGUUCACCUCGGCCAGCGACGCCUGGAGCUACGGCAUCGUCAUGUGGGAGGUGAUGUCCUUCGGCGAGCGCCCCUACUGGGACAUGUCCAACCAGGACGUGAUCCGCGCCAUCGAGCAGGGGUACCGGCUGCCGCCGCCGCCGCGGUGCCCGCCGCCGCUGCACCGCCUCAUGCUCGACUGCUGGAGGCGGGACCGCCGCGCGCGCCCGCGCUUCCCCGCGCUCGUGAGCGCGCUCGACCGCCUCAUCCGCCACCCGGCGGCGCUGCGCGGGGCCGCCACCGGCACCGAGCGGUACCGCAGCGCGGCGGGACACGCCCGUCCCCCCCCCCGCCUGGAGCCGCGCAGCCCCCCCGGGCCGCCCCCCUUCGCGUCGGUGGGUGAAUGGCUCCGGACGCUGCAGCUCGGGCGCUACGAGGGGACCUUCAGCAGCGCCGGAGCCACCGGCCUGGAGCUGCCGCCGCGGCUGCGCAGCGAGGACCUGCUGCAGAUGGGGGUGACGCUGGCCGGGCACCAGCAGCGGAUCCUGGACAGCGCCCAGAGCGCCCCCAAGGGGGACCCCAACUUCUGACACCCCCCCCCCCAUAGACCCACCCGGGCACCCCUCAGUGGGGCCGGGGGGGGGGGGUGGUGUCACCCCCAAGAUGGGUGACGUUGCAGGUGGGCGUGGCCUGUGCCGUGAUGUCACCACGCACAGAGAGCUCCUUGACUCCGCCCCCUCCCGUUGACCCGAAGGGGGCGUGGCCAUGGAUGGGGGCGUGGCCAUGGAUGGGGGCGGGCCCCCCCCUCCCCGGAGCUUCAUCAUCUCGUUGUUGUUUUUA
Messenger RNA from Strigops habroptila (Kakapo), 3082 nucleotides. It is a transcript of the gene EPHB4, whose product is annotated as EPH receptor B4. The record is from RefSeq and is a predicted model, not a curated record. The transcript is spliced from 15 exons. Gene Ontology annotation, molecular function: protein binding; transmembrane-ephrin receptor activity; ATP binding. Gene Ontology annotation, biological process: axon guidance; protein phosphorylation; central nervous system projection neuron axonogenesis. The coding region runs from base 1 to 2832 and encodes 943 amino acids. Gene Ontology annotation, cellular component: plasma membrane; neuron projection. NCBI's taxonomy places the organism in Eukaryota, Metazoa, Chordata, Aves, Psittaciformes, Psittacidae.